This is a messenger RNA of Durusdinium trenchii, 975 nucleotides long. The record is from the annotation of a GenBank genome assembly. NCBI's taxonomy places the organism in Eukaryota, Dinophyceae, Suessiales, Symbiodiniaceae.
AUGCCGCUGAUCAACCAGCCUGCGGCCGUUGUGUGGGAGCUUCUCGCUUGGCUGCCCGCGGUGGAGGCCGUCGCAGCUUGCGUCGCGCACUCGACGCUGGCGGCGCAGCUGCCUCAAUUUCGGGCCCAGGUCGAAGCGUGCAUCGCAGAGGCUCGCCGGCACUUGGACCUCUUCGACGAAGUUGGACUCCUCACGCCCUUCCUCCUGGAGCCGACGCGCCCGUGCGUGGCUAUAGAUCACAGUGGGGCUCCAUUUGGCAUCGCGCGUCUGGCGCGCCGGGCGUUCAACUUGCCGUUGGACCGCUUGGGCGACAUGCGGCGCUAUUUGCCCGACAUGCGCCUGGACCCGGGAGAGUGGCCGACAGCCUGCAACGGGGCUCGCGACAAUGCCCCCGAAGGAUUGCCGGAGGCCGUCGCCUGGCUCCAACGCCACAUGACGGCGCAACUCUGGCUGCCGUACAUCCGCUCGCCGGUGUUGCCCGCGACGCCGCCAGCCACGCUGCGGCAUUGGCCCGUGACCGGGCUGCGGGUCAACAUGCACAUGGCGUACGUCUGCGCCGGGAGCGUGGGGAUCGGGCUGGUGUUCUACGAGAUCCUCGAUUUUGCGAGCGACAGUGAUUCCGAGACCGGGUCGGAACUCUCCGACGGAUCCCGUCACCUGCUGUGGGCAGACAUGGUUGACGACGAGCCUCCCGCGCCCCUCACGCCUCCGACGCGAGACGCGGCCACGCAGACGGACGAGGUCAUCAUUUUCCCACAGAUCUUGCCAGACGCGCACCUGGCAAUCCUGGGAAGCCGCCGCCGUCCCGUCCUCCCUAUGCGGCUGCUCGUCCAAGUGUGGGCGUUCCUCGGGUAUUUGCUGCAACUAUGCAUGCGGCCGCAGCGCGCGCAGCUCCGCGCGCAGCUGCGACAGUUUCAAGAAGUGCUACGGGCGCAGCUGCAGCGCCAUCGUCUGCACUAUGCCGCGGCGCUCGCG